Trypanosoma grayi is the source of this 2175-nucleotide messenger RNA. Its product is annotated as protein kinase domain. Gene Ontology annotation, cellular component: cytoplasm. The record is from RefSeq and is a predicted model, not a curated record. The transcript has a single exon. Gene Ontology annotation, molecular function: ATP binding; protein serine/threonine kinase activity. The coding region runs from base 1 to 2175 and encodes 724 amino acids. Gene Ontology annotation, biological process: protein phosphorylation. NCBI's taxonomy places the organism in Eukaryota, Euglenozoa, Kinetoplastea, Trypanosomatida, Trypanosomatidae.
AUGCCUUGGCGAGGCCGAGUGGAAAACCCGUUAGCCGCAGGCGCUCGUGUCUCCCCCACGAGUGACUGCGGCGCUGCUAUUCCAUCCCACAGCCCGCUGUGGUUCGCACUGGAAAAUGCCAUUCGACCGUUCGGCUACAACUCCCUGGCAGACCUCGCCACGACUUCCCCACAAGACAGCUCGUCUGGGGAGACUUCGCAGGGCGUCUCCUCGUGUCCGCGGUGCGAUUUGAAUGAGGCCCUGCUGAAGGCCAUAGCCAACGUGCUUCUGGUGGAGCUGAGUGGAGGGCAGGAGACACCGCCUGGUGGAGAUGGGGCAAGUGGCUCCUCUUCUGGGAUGGGGCGCUCACGCGGCGUUGUUGAGGUGCUCAACUGCUCCCCGCUGCAAUCCUUCACCGGCAGUAACACAGGGGCCGCUGGCGCCGACGCUGCCAUGCGCAGCGGACAGUCUCAGGCGGCAGGUUUCAUCGCCUUGUCCCCUUCCUUCACGCUGGGGGUAUCUAGUACAUUUACCUCAACCUCUGGGAGCAUGCACGCGAGCACGAGCUCAUGGUUGCGGGACUUUCUUUCCCCGAAGUCGCCGUCAAAGGAAAAACAGUUCCCGCUGCGCAACAUGGAUAGUUUGCGUCAGAAACGUAGUAUGUUACAAUCCCCGCCGCUAUCCGGGCCGACGAGGAGCCGGCUGCGAAGCCGCACAUCGAGCAUGACGACAUCCAUUAGUGAAGCAACGUCAGCCUGGCGGCGCACCACCACAUACAUUGGGCGCGGUGCCUCCUACUCCAUGCUGACCUUCUCAUCUCCAGAAGAUAUUCCACGCGUGAAGGAGACGGGUAAAACGGUGUUUGGUCGAAAAGACGACAAGCGGACAAUUAAUGAUUAUGUGGUGCUGCGCCGGAUAGGUCAGGGUUCGCAUAGUCGAGUUGCCUUGGUUCAGCACCGAGAGACAAAGGAAUCCUACGCGAUGAAAAUUAUGCGACUCGGUCCUAAGAUCGAAGAACGACGAGUUAGGGCAAUUCGUUCCGAGAUUGCCGUGAUGAAGACGGUGGCGCACCCCCACCUUGUGCGGCUCCAUGAGGUAAUUGGCGACAAAACACACAAAACAAUCUUCUUGAUUAUGCAGUAUAUUUCUGGCGGUGGUGUUGCACGAGCUUUGUCUCCUGACAAAGUGGAGCCCAUACCAGAAGAGCGGUUGCGUCGCUAUACGAGACAGAUACUCUCUGCUUUGAAGUAUCUUCACUCGCAUGGAAUAUUCCACCGAGACAUCAAACCUGACAAUAUCCUAGUGGACGAAAAGGAUAAUGUGUUUCUUGCCGAUUUUGGCGUUAGUGCAGUAAGCACUGGUCGCGGUGUCCCGGGUGUUGAAGGGACUCCAGCGUUCAUGGCACCUGAGGUGUGCAGCGGCAAGCUGGAGGUGGUCGGGGAGCUCGUCGACGUAUGGGCACUGGGCGUCACGCUCUAUCAACUCAUGUACGGCAUCCUUCCGUUCCAGGCAAUGACAUACUUACAGAUGACGCGUGAGAUUGUGAAUAGCCCUGUGCUUUUCCCCGACGAGAUUCAAAAAAAAAGUCCACUUGUGUCUUCUACCAUGCGCCCGAGCCUCGAAGAAAUGGACUCUGUCCCUUCAGUCAACGAGGAUACCGAGGAUAGAAGCAGUAGCAGUGAGGAUGAAGGUGAUGCUUUUUUGCAUUGUAGUGUCACAUCCUCGAAAGAAUUCAAGGAGCUGAUUCGUGGUGUGCUCUCCAAGGACCCCGACAAACGGUGGACGUUGCGUCGCAUCGGCGAGGCCGCGUGGCUGAAGGGCAUACCCAAAAUUAGCAAUAAGCUGGUGGUGCAGCAAAAGACGCACGAUCGGGGUCUGGCAGGCACCCGGACGCUCUGCAGGGCGCCCCUCUCCGUCAAGCCAGUCUUAACGCGCGCUCGGCAGAUGUGCGGCGGGAAGGAAAAAAACGCCGCGGACCCGUCGAGGUCAGUGGGGAAGCGGCCUACUUUCAGACUUCAGCCGAUGCCGACUCCGCCACGCAGUGACCUUUCUGCCAACGGCGUCGAGGGGGAAACAAAACCGGCCCCGCGCCAAAUGACAACGUACGAAGCCCACCCACCUACUCGGGAGAGGUCAUGGAAAAAAAUUUUUGCAUUUACAUCCCGAGGGAAGAACAAUGCAUCAGCGCCGCGGUGA